AUGAUGAUGAUGGGGAAGAAGAAGAAGAGGAAGACUAGAAUGAACAACGUCUAUCGACAGAAUCGAACCCAUGAAUCAUCAUCAUCAUACAGAAGCUCGAUCGACGAGAUUACUCCUGCGAAUUAG
Spirodela intermedia is the source of this 126-nucleotide messenger RNA. Lineage: Eukaryota; Viridiplantae; Streptophyta; Magnoliopsida; Alismatales; Araceae. The record is from the annotation of a GenBank genome assembly.